AUGUACUUCGGUGUCUUGUUGCUGAUUGUCCUGAUCGCAGGUAGAGGGCAUGCCGCUGCUGUUUUCGCCCACUUUCUACUAUCCAACUCGGCUAACUUCACGAGUGCUGACUGGGCAAAACACAUAAGAGUAGCCCAAGAUGCCCAGAUAGACGCUUUCGCGUUGAAUAUCGCGGCAAGGGACGCUAUUAACGCUCAAUCAAUACCACUGGCUUUCGAAGCCGCCCAGGCCGCCGGUUUUAAGAUUUUCUUUUCCUUUGACUAUGUCGCCCGCGGACCAUGGAACCAAGAUGACGUGACUGAGUUGUUGUUGAGAUACAAAGUGAAUGAGGCAUACUAUAGGAACAAUGGCCGUCCGCUAGCAUCCACCUUCGAGGGCUCGGAGAACGCAGAGGAGUGGAUAAAUAUCAAAGCCAGCACAGAUUGCUUCUUUAUUCCCGACUGGUCCUCACUGGGAGCCAAGGCAGCUUUGGAGAAGGGGUACGGAAUUGUGGACGGGCUGUUUAGCUGGGCCGCCUGGCCCUCCGGUCCGCAAGAUAUGAACACGCAGGUAGAUUUAUGCUAUAUAAAACUCCUUAACGAAUCGGAGGGUCUGGUCUAUAUGAUGCCGGUAUCUCCAUGGUUCUAUACGAAUUUGCCCGGUUAUGGCAAGAACUGGCUUUGGCGCGGGGACGACCUCUGGCACGAUCGCUGGCAGGAGGUCUUAUCCGUCCGCCCGGAAUUCGCCGAAAUCAUUUCGUGGAAUGACUAUGGUGAGUCCCACUACAUCGGACCGCUCCACGAAGGCGGGUAUGAGCUAUUCAGAACCGGCAAGGCCCCAUUCAAUUACGCGGAGAAUAUGCCACACGAUGGAUGGCGAACCCUACUGCCAUUCAUUAUUGGUACUUAUAAACGUGGUCAUGCAGAAGUUAAACAGGAGUCGUUGGUAGCGUGGUAUCGUACAACCCCUGGAUCUGCCUGCGGUACUGGUGGAACUUCAGCAAAUACGCAAAGUCAUGCGCAGAUUGAAUUCAGCCCUCUAGAGGUCGUGGCGGAUCGGAUUUUCUACUCUGCUUUACUCACUGAGUAUGCCACGCCUGAAGUAAUCAUUGGUAGCACCACGCAAAAGGGGACGUGGAGAAACCUACCGGCUAGCGGUAGGGGCAUCUAUCACGGGAGCGCGCCAUUCAACGGGGCGAAGGGGGAUGUAGAAGUGACUUUGUGGAGAGAAGGCAACAGAAUCUUGACACUGAAAGGCAAGGGGAUCUCUGGGAGCUGUUAUAACGGUGUUCAGAAUUGGAAUGCCUGGGUGGGCAGUACUCAGUCACCCAGCUAA
Molecule: messenger RNA, 1314 nt
Organism: Aspergillus fumigatus Af293
Lineage: Eukaryota; Fungi; Ascomycota; Eurotiomycetes; Eurotiales; Aspergillaceae
Product: putative extracellular alpha-1,3-glucanase/mutanase
Biological process (GO): mating projection tip cell wall disassembly
Molecular function (GO): glucan endo-1,3-alpha-glucosidase activity
Source: RefSeq, a predicted model, not a curated record